This is a messenger RNA of Anopheles maculipalpis, 995 nucleotides long. Its product is annotated as tetraspanin-33-like. The coding region runs from base 61 to 894 and encodes 277 amino acids. Gene Ontology annotation, biological process: protein maturation; protein localization to plasma membrane. The record is from RefSeq and is a predicted model, not a curated record. Gene Ontology annotation, cellular component: membrane. NCBI's taxonomy places the organism in Eukaryota, Metazoa, Arthropoda, Insecta, Diptera, Culicidae. The transcript has a single exon.
AUAUAAGGCUACUCACGCGAGGCUCGAAGGACAACGACACAGUGAGCAGAACGCUUCGAAAUGCCUCCGUAUCGCUAUCCUACCAACAACUUUACUUACGUCAGCUCCUGCGUUAAGUACAUGAUAUUUCUGCUCAACUUUAUAUUCUGGCUCUUCGGUGGAUUGCUAAUCGGUAUUGGAUUCUAUGCGUUCGUAGACAAAUGGCAAGCUACGGGGCUGAUCAAACUCGAAACGUUCUACGACAUCGUGCUAAACCUUUCGCUGGUCAUGAUCAUCGCAGGAGCCAUCGUGUUUGUGGUCAGUCUCGCUGGUUGCCUAGGUGCGCUACGAGAAAACACCUGCCUGCUAAAGUUCUACUCGCUCUGCCUGUUGAUCUUUUUCCUGUGCGAAAUGGCCAUCGCCAUUACGGCGUUCGUGUUUCCGCACAAGGUAAAUGCGGUGCUGGAGGAAUCGUUUACGGACAAAAUCAUUACCACCUAUCGAGACGAUCCGGAUCUGCAGAAUCUCAUCGACUUUGCCCAGCAAGAGUUCCACUGCUGUGGGCUUAGCAACGAGGGUUAUCUGGACUGGGGCAAGAACGAGUACUUCAACUGUUCCUCGCCGAGUGUGGAAAAGUGUGGCGUACCGUACAGUUGCUGUAUCAAUGCGACGGAUAUCAGUUCGGGGCUGGUAAACAUCAUGUGUGGCUACCACAUCCAGCAGCAAUCGGUUGCGGCGGCAAGUAAAAAGAUCUGGACCAACGGGUGCAUCGAAAUAGUGCGCGUGUGGGCCGAACGGAACUUGUACGUGAUUGCGGGCAUAGCGCUCGGGGCCGCCAUCAGUCAGCUUUUCGUCAUCUAUCUUGCCAAAACGCUCGAAGGCCAGAUAGACCUGCAGAAGAGUAGCUGGUCAUAGUGAAUUUACGUUGGGUGGGGAGGAGGCGGUCGUCCAGUAUGAGAUGAUGAUCGCAGCGCAGAAACGAAUGGAGCAGACAAAAAAAAGACAACAAAAAAACA